This is a messenger RNA of Phragmites australis (common reed), 1862 nucleotides long. RefSeq names its product patatin-like protein 3. The record is from RefSeq and is a predicted model, not a curated record. The transcript has a single exon. Bases 127 to 1470 code for a protein of 447 amino acids. NCBI's taxonomy places the organism in Eukaryota, Viridiplantae, Streptophyta, Magnoliopsida, Poales, Poaceae. Gene Ontology annotation, biological process: lipid metabolic process.
GUGGACUAGGACGCGUCGAUCGUCGCAGUCUCCAUCUCUCACAUCACGAGCUAUCUCGAGCUCGAAUUAAUCCACCACCUAGCUACUCAAGUUCCAGCUCUAGUCUCGCUUGCCGCUCAGAGAGAGAUGGAAGCGUACGCGGCAAUGCCGUCGCCACAGACGAUAGCCAUGGGCGUCGACAAGCUCAGCUACAAGAUCUUCUCCCUGCUGGAGAGCAAGUUUCUAUUCCGCGCUGGUGGCGGGGGUCUGUCGGGCCCCGGGACUCCGGCACGGGGGUUUCUUGGUGAUGGUGGCCGCGUGCGGGUGCUGGCCAUCGACGGCUGCGGCGCGGGCGCUGAGGAUGCGCUCCUGGCCGCGGCGGCGCUCGCAAGGCUCGAGGCCAGGCUGCGCGAGUGUACGGGUGAUCCCGAGGCGCGCGUCGCGGACUUCUUCGACUUGGCGGCCGGCGCCGGUGCUGGAGGCGUGCUCGCAGCGAUGCUGUUCCUGAGGGGACCCGAAGGGCGGCCGCGGUACACGGCCGAGGAGGCGCUCGCGUUCGUGGCCGGGAGCGUCGGGAAGGGGAGGGACUGGGGCGGUCGGCGCGGGCGGUGGGCAAAGCUGUUCCGCGGCGCGCGGAGCGGGGAGCGGUCUCUCCGGCGGGUGUUCGGCGACGCAACGCUCAGGGACACCGUCGCGCCGCUGCUCGUGGCGUGCUACGACCUCACCACGGCCGCGCCCUUCAUGUUCUCGCGCGCCGACGCCGUCGAGAGCGACAGCUUCAACUUCCGCCUCCGCGACGUCUGCGCCGCCUCCUGCGCCGCGAGCGGCGCGCCCUCAGACGUCAGGUCCGUCGACGGACUCACUACCAUCGCGGCGGCGUCCGGGGGAGUGGCGGCCAUGGGCAACCCGGCCGCCGCGGCCAUCACGCACGUUCUCUACAACAAGCAGGAGUUCCCCCUCGCCACUGGUGUCGACGACAUCCUGGUCCUCUCAAUUGGCACCGGCACCUCCGCCACCGUCUCCAGCGGGUUGAAUACGCCGAUGGCCACAAGGUCACCGUCGCCGCGGGACCUGGCACGCGUUACCGCCGAGGGCGUGGCAGACAUGGUGGGCGAAGCGGUGGCCAUGGCUUUCGGGUACACGUGCGGAAGCAACUACGUCCGCAUCCAGGCCGGCAAGGCACCGACCCUCCUCCACGCGGAGUCGGCGGCCGCGGCCGCCGGAGCGAUGCUGGCACAGCGGAACGUGGAGUCGGUGCUGUUCCGCGGGCGGAGGCUGUCCGAGCGGACGAACGCCGAGAAGGUGGACGCGCUCGCUGCGGAGCUGGUGAAGGAGCAGGAGCGACGAAGGCGCAGCCCGCUCCCGAACGUGGCCAUGAAGCAGGUUGCCACGCCGCGGCUAUCGUCUGCGACCACCGCGUCGUCGGUCACGGCCACGGCGAGGACCACGUCGACGAUGCCAUCGCCGGUGUCAUGCGAUUCUUCCCGGUAGUUGAGUUUAUUAGGAUCUUGUGUACAUGCAUGUCUCUGACAUGCAGGCUAGGAGUGAUGUGUUCUUUACUUCUUUCCGAUAACGAGCCACUGACGCGUGGAGCGCAAGUAUGGAAAUGGAAUUUCGUUUUACGGGAAUUGAGCGAGCGUGACUCUUUUCGAACACGAAUGCUUCUUUCUCAGUCGACAUCCGAUAUACCCUGCUGUAAUUCAUGUUACCAGAGGUCAGGACCUCUCCGUCUCUCUCGAUAAGGCCGACUUCGGCAUCCGCCGGUGUGCCGGCCGCAUUUGCGGAUCGGCUACCGUAUCCUUGAGCAGCUACCGUAUAUACUGUUAUAGUGUUGCGGAUAGAGUGAUGCAGCUACUUCAAAUUUAUUAAUUAUCUUUUCUAUA